Messenger RNA from Nylanderia fulva, 1054 nucleotides. Lineage: Eukaryota; Metazoa; Arthropoda; Insecta; Hymenoptera; Formicidae. The record is from RefSeq and is a predicted model, not a curated record.
GCCAUAUUCGAUAUAUCUGCCAAAUUCAUAUCGAUUUAUACUCUUCUUAUGUUGUUAUUAAACUGUCAAACUAUUCUGUUAAAAAGGAUUUAAAUCGACAAGUCAGUCAUUGCUUUAUUUUUAGAUUAAUGUUAAAAAAAUACUUGUAUUUUUAUUUGCGUGUUAGAGUGUAUCUAUCAAUUUCUACGCAAUUUGACAAAUAUAUUAAAAACUUCAAAAAGAUAUGUGAUGUUAUAAAACAAAGCGUCGCAACUUUUUUGAAGUCGAUAUGCAGCACAAAUCUUUAAGUGCGUCCAAGAGUGGUAAGUUGAAAAAGAAAAAAAAAGAUAUUUCUCUUCAGUCCAAGAAACAUUCUUUUUCGUCCACAGGUCUCACAAUCAGCGAACGCCGGAAAUCGUUGAUCAAAAUACUGAACCGUCAAAGAUCACCGAUUAUGAUUGGUCGCAAAAUUAAUUUAUCGAAAACAUCUAAUCACGUUCGUCUCCUGGGUGGCGCGGAUGUUUCUGAAGAAUCUAACGCAGAAGAAAUUCUUUCCAAAACAUCACCCUUGCGAACAUCUAUCCAGGAAGUACCAGAUCCACCACCACCACCUCCACCAUCACUUUUGAUUACACCACCACCUUCAUCCAUAAAAGAAUCCGUAGAUUCGUCACCUGUAGAAGAAUCCGCGCGAUCGGAAGCAGAUACAGAUAAGAAGUCUCCUCAAGAAGAACAACCUUUCUCUACGAAUGGCCCAUGUUGCUUCUGUGUUCCACAAUCGCCACGAUCAGUCGGGGACAGGAAGGUAGACGAGAUAAUCGAAUAUGUGCAUCAAAAUCUCGAGGAAGCUGGCAAGGCUCUAGCAACUUUAGGCGAGAACUUCGAGCAUGAUUUAAAGGUUGAGCCUCACAUUCAACUAGAAUGUCAUAAAACUGUCUCGACAUCUCGAGGGCGAAAGAGGCGAGGGUACAAUUGACACCCUUUUUGGUUUACGAAUGAUGAAUAUGAUGAAUAGAUGAUAUUAUCGAUUAUAUGAUUAUCGAUUAUAUGCACAGAAAAACAAAAUUUUUUUCAA